Hyaloperonospora brassicae is the source of this 3186-nucleotide messenger RNA. The record is from the annotation of a GenBank genome assembly. Lineage: Eukaryota; Oomycota; Peronosporomycetes; Peronosporales; Peronosporaceae.
AUGUGCUCGUACCACAUACAAAAAGCAAGUGAGGCGCGCGACAAACGCCACUCGCAGCGCGGACAACAUCGAGCGCGCGCUACUUCCGCGUUGCCCAUGCCGACCGCACUGCCGUCUGCUGACGCGGCGCUCGCUCGCCGCAAGCGAAAGGCCGACGACUUUGAGUGGGAGGCGGCCAAGGAGAACGUGUUGCCGCUCAAGCGCGGCCGCAACGUCGCGGACCUGAACAAGGCGCUGCACGCGCACGACUCGGUGCAGACGAAGCUGCGCCUCGAAGCAGAGAUGCAGAGCAUAGAAGCUGCGCUUGCGGCGUACGAGGGCGACGAUCCGCUGGCCCAGUGGCUCGAGUACGUGCGGUGGCUCGAAGUUCAGCUGCCGGAGGACACGCGGAAGAAGUUCAAAGUGCUGGAAAAGUGCACGCGGGCGCUGAAAGACGACCGCAAGUACCGCAACGACAUGCGCUACGUCCGUCUCUGGAUCCAAUACGCGGACCUGGUGUCGAAUCCGAAAGACAUUUUCCGGUACUUGUACCAGAACAAAAUUGGCGAGCGCGUGUCGCUGUUCUACAUUGGCUGGGCCUACGUGCUCGAGACGAUGGCAAAUUACCCCCAAGCACACAAGAUCUACUUGAAAGCCAUCCAGAGGAAUGCAGAGCCACAGGAUCUUUUGGAGAGAAAGUACAAGGAAUUCCAGCGGCGCAUGAGUCGCCAAUGGUUGCGAAUGGCCGAAGAGACGCGGGCUGAUGACGGGAAUGAGCGUGAGCAGUUACACCAGCACCACGCGUCUGCCCGGGCGCAACGUGCUCAGAAAGUAAAUGCGCACAAACCGGUAUUUACUGUCUAUGAGGACCCUGUCGUACGCGCUGUCGAUCCUUUUUGCGGUAACGGUGGGUGGAAAAAGCUUGGCACGAUGCAGCAGCAAGACAAGGAAAACGAACUGGCACCGAGCGCGUGGAAUCCACCAGCUGCUUUGACGGCUGCUGGCACUGGCCGUGAUCGCGAGCGUCCGCGGUCGUCCAUGUCGAGAAGCCAUCUACAAGGCACCUCGCACCAGCGUAUGGAAGGAGUGGCUACGGAGGAGGAAAUGCUUGCGCGGAAACCGUUGAAAAACUUCACUGCCAGUGAACAAAAAACGCGGGUAGAGAAGCAAGCAGCAAAGAGCAGGUGUGAACUACCAUGUUACGACGUCAAACAAACGAUGUCCGACACGGGCGAAGCUUUUUCUUUCGAGGAAGUUCGAGCACGCUUGUACGAUCGCGCUUGCGGUAGACUCUACAACCAGGCGGGUCAGCAGCCACUGCAUAGUGUGUCGAGCAAUGCCGGUGACGCGUGCAAUGUAAGUGCUCCCUCGUCUGCAGCAACCGCAUCGACAACUGGCUCGACAGUCUCGUACGGAUUUCUGCUUUUGAAGCAAGAGCCAGCUGCAAAAAUGCCGCUGAGACCUCGUGAUGUGAAGCUUGCUGACCGAGGGCUGACACGGCCACUGGCACCGAUGCCGAGCGGGUUGGCAGAACAGCGCAACGGAGAUCAUGACGACAUGACCAUAAACACUCGUGUCGCGCUGGAGGACAUUAACAACAUGUUCUGCAGUCCACCGAAACAGCCGAAGGAUACUGUAUGGGAAGUGAAGGAGGAUGAUCCUGUCGAGCGAAAGCUCCACUUUAGUGUUUACGAUGACUCGGUCGACAGUAUAUCAGUGGAUGCACAGGAUCAAUCACUGCGACAAGACACGAACGAGUCUAUCUCAACGCAGCCCUUCCAGGUGUUUACGGACGGUGUUUCCGACGACAUGCGGGCAGAAAGGAAGACAUGGGGCCAGAAGAGAAAGCCUCUCGGCAGCCGGGAUGAUCUGGUGCGCGUUGGACGUCUGACGAACAAGGACGUUCUGAUGCAAGCUGAAAAGUCAGUUGGUGCGAAGAAGUUGUCCGAAAGCGUUUAUUAUAGCAGCCGGGUUCAAGUUGCUAUGGAGUGCAUAGCAAGAGGUGGACCAUCGAGAAGUGUUGGGCAGCCCACUGCUGCACGUGCCACCUCGAAAGCGCGCAAGUUAGACCCGUACACGCAUGAAAAUCGCCAUGCUUUGAUCCUGGAUCAACGAGUUGACCGAUAUCUGUGUUCAAGACCCGACGCCGUCAAAUAUCAUUCGCAAAAGUUGCCGCGAUUCCCGUGCAACAACCCAGCCAAGCGGAAACUGCGAAAACCAGUUAUCAUCAGGGUCAGCCACUCACUCACGCUUCAGCUUGUCGGAGUGCUAGGUUCGGGUUCGUUUGCGCAUGUUUUCUCAGCCAGCGUUGUUGACACGGCAAGCAGCACUGCUUGCAGCAAAGCAGUCAAGUUUGAAAAGGAGCGCCAGAAUCUAGCUUGGGAGUUCUACGUGACGAACAAGAUCGUGAAGACACUGCGGAACAAGAAGAAGCUUCCGGAGGAAAAGAUCCCGGUGCCAGCACUGAACGCGCUUCACUUGUUUCCGAAUGGGGCUUUGCUUAUGAUGGAGAAGGGUCACGUUGGUACACUAUACGAUGUCCUGAAUUGCUACAAGCAGUCGGGGAUUACGUUUCCGGAGGUACUAGCUGUACACUACAGCAUCAGGAUGCUACGAUGCAUCGAGCUGAUCCAUUGCGCAAACGUUCUUCACGGUGAUAUCAAACCCGACAAUUGGCUGAUGAUACCCGGGCGUCCUUCACUGGAAUCGUGUACGAAGAUGGAAGGGACGGACUUAGACAGCGUCUUUCACGCAAGUGAUCUCCAUCUGAUCGACUACGGGAGAUCCAUUGACCUCAGUCUUUACCCGGAGGGAACUGUCUUUUCAGGCAGUUGCCACGUGAAAGGGUUUCAAUGCGUUGAGAUGUUGACGCAGCGUCCAUGGACCCACCAAAUCGACACGUUUGCCUUCUGUGCGACGGUGCACUGCAUGUUAUUUGGAGAGUAUAUGGAAGUCAAGCCGCUGCGCAACUCGAAGAGCUCGACGACAUGGGAGAUCGUCAGGCCAUUCAAGCGGUACUGGCAUGUCGAGAUGUGGAAAUACAUUUUUCAUGCGCUGCUGAAUGUAAGCAGUUGCACGAAACAACCACCUUUAUCCGACCUUCGACAACGCCUGGAGGACUACUUCGUGUCCGACACAAGCCGUCAACAUGAACUCAUCAAGCAGCUAAGCCGCCAAGACACGUUUCUUGGAACAUCAGCCGUUUAG